CUUCGCAUCAUCUGUACUCUUUCUCACCUCCUGCUCCUCUGUCUGCUGUUUCUUCUCCAUGCGGGUGAAGCUGCAGAAGGUAAAAAACCAAGCGCCGAAAUAAAAUACGGAAAUGUGAAGCAGGUGUACGUGGUGAUGAGCAGCCAUUUUGACGAGGGGUACACCGAUUUUGCCGUGCCGGUUCUGAACCGGUACUUUCAAGAGUUUUUUCCCGCUGCGGUGAAAACGGUGGAGUUGCUGAAAAAACGACACCCGAAAACGGAACACACUCGCAACCCACCACGGUUGGUCUACACCUUGGACGGACCUUGGCUCGCUAGCAUGUACCUGCAGGACUGUGCCUUUUUGCAGAAAAAGGGCGUCAUUCCGGGUUUAAGUUGUCCGACGGAAGCAGAGCAGUACCAGUUUCGCCAAGCGUUAAAAGACGGC
Amoebophrya sp. A120 is the source of this 429-nucleotide messenger RNA. Lineage: Eukaryota; Dinophyceae; Syndiniales; Amoebophryaceae. The record is from the annotation of a GenBank genome assembly.